AUGGAGCCAUCGGCUGGGUUCCGGGCCUCUGUCUGGAGCUGCUUCAAGUUCUUGCCCUUCUUCUGUGGCCUUCUUCUCCUGGGGAUCAUCAAAGGUGUUCUGUUUGGCCCAUGGGCCUGGCUUAUUAUAGCGAUCGGUAUUUCUGCACUCGUCCUGGGGUUAUGGCCUAUGCAUGUGAUUUGGACGUACUACUGCAUCAUAAGAACCAAGCUGGUGGGACCUGUUGUGAAGCUGCUGCUUCUUAUUUCUGUAUCUGGGAUUUUAGUCUUGUGGCUGAUAGUUGGCAUCGUUGGAAGCGUACUUGCUGGGUUAGCAUACGGCUUUCUAGCACCAGUAAUGGCCACAUUUGAUGCACUCGGUGAAGGAAAAAAAAGGCCACUCGUUCAUUGCUUUGUGGAUGGAACAUGGAGCACUAUCACAGGAGGCUGUACAGUAGUCAGGGACCUGAAAGACAUGCUAUUCCAUUCAUAUCUUGCAUAUAUGGAUGAUCUACGGUUCCACGAACCUCCUGGUGGAAAACCAUUUGAAAUAAGAGUGCUUGAUAUUCCUGGCGCAGUACUCGCUGCCGCAUGUGGACUCUUAAUGGAUGGGAUAAUGUUCACAGCAAUUGCCUUGUACAAGUUCCCUGUGAUGCUUUUUAAAGGAUGGAAGCGACUGAUUGAAGAUCUGGUUGGCAGAGAAGGACCUUUCCUUGAGACAGCGUGUGUGCCAUUCGCUGGUCUGGCUAUUCUUCUCUGGCCAUUUGCUGUUUUAGGAGCCUUCCUAGCCUCCAUGAUCUCCAGUGUUCCUCUAGGCGCAUAUGCUGCCAUUGUGGUUUAUCAGGAAUCCUCUCUUUUCAUGGGACUAUCUUAUGCAAUAUCAUCAGUAUCCAUCUUUGAUGAGUAUACAAAUGAUGUACUUGACAUGGCACCAGGAUCUUGCUUUCCUAGGUUUGUAUACCAGAAGAAUGAAGCUUCCGUGGAAAGUACCCGUGGCCCGCUGUCAAGGCCCGCCUCAUUCAGGGAUAAGCAAGAUGGAAAGAAAGCUCCAGCACGGGUUACAUCAUUUAAGAGUAGCUUUGAUGAGUUCAAUCCAUUUAAGUUGCUAGAUCACCUAUUCGAAGAGUGUCACCACCGUGGCGAGGCUCUGGUCGCUGAAGGAGUGAUAACACCGAAAGAUAUCGAAGAAACAAAGUCAGGCAAAGGCGGCAGCGGAGUGCUUAAUGUGGGUUUGCCAGCAUAUGUUAUUCUCAAUGCACUCCUACGAUCUGCAAAGGCUGAUUCCGAUGGCCUGAUUCUCAGAGAUGGCUGUGAAAUAACAUCUGACAACAGGCCUAAGAAUACACUAUUUGAUUGGUUCUUUGACCCUCUGAUGGUCAUCAAAGAUCAAAUCAAAGCCGAGAAUUUUACAGAAGAGGAGGAGGCGUACCUUCAGAAACGCGUACUGUUGAUCAGCGACCCGAAGCGCCUCAAGGCGACUCUUCCGCAUUUGUCAUCCCUGAAUGAGCGAAAACAAGCAGAAAUAGAUGCAUUUGCUCGGAGAUUGCAAGGGAUCACAAAGUCGAUAUCAAGAUACCCGACAUUCAAGCGCCGUUUCGACGACCUAGUGAAAGCACUUUCUGAGGAGCUGGAGAGGGCAAUGGGCGGCAGCCGAUCUGUCAGUGGAUCACAGUUUCAGAAGCUCAGAAGCGGUCUUGUUCGAAUGCUUAGCCAGAGAUCGAUGGGGAAGACGGCAAGCAUCCGAGGAGGUGAUCAAGAGGCGCAGCUCACAAACGACGCUGGUGUUGCGUAA
This is a messenger RNA of Triticum turgidum subsp. durum (durum wheat), 1770 nucleotides long. The record is from the annotation of a GenBank genome assembly. Lineage: Eukaryota; Viridiplantae; Streptophyta; Magnoliopsida; Poales; Poaceae.